Molecule: messenger RNA, 2377 nt
Organism: Leptidea sinapis
Lineage: Eukaryota; Metazoa; Arthropoda; Insecta; Lepidoptera; Pieridae
Product: X-ray repair cross-complementing protein 5-like
Exons: 3
Coding region: 210-2303 (697 amino acids)
Biological process (GO): double-strand break repair via nonhomologous end joining; cellular response to X-ray; DNA recombination
Cellular component (GO): nucleus; Ku70:Ku80 complex
Molecular function (GO): double-stranded DNA binding; damaged DNA binding; telomeric repeat DNA binding
Source: RefSeq, a predicted model, not a curated record
AAAAACAAGUCUUAACAUGUUUUUGGAAUAAAAAAAAUAUAAUUUUUUAGGUAUAUAUUUUAUUAACAUAUAUCUGCUACAAACUCGUAAAAGUGAUCUGUGGCUACAAAAUAGUAGAAUCCUAACUUUUAAUUUAGAAGUAGUUUCAGUACAGUGAGAAUUAAAUACUUAAAUAGUAACUACUUGAAGUUGAAAAAGGAGGGACAAGAAUGGCGCCAAUUAAAAUAGAUCAAGGCACAGUUAUCAUAUUGGAUAUAGGGAGAAAUACCUCCGCGACUUCUGAAAAAGAAGACAAGUGUUUUUUUGUUUAUGCAAGAGAAUGCGCCGCUCGUAUAUUAGAGAGGAAAAUUUUAAGUCAAGCUAAAAACUAUGUUGGUGUAAUAUUACUAGGCUCCAAAAGCUAUACUGGAGACUUUAAACAUAUUGAAAUAAUCUUUGAGUUACAAACUCCUACCUGGCAAAUGAUUCGUAAUUUGCCUGAGAACGCUUCUAAGACUAAAGGGAAUUGGUUUGAUGCUCUCAUAGUAGCAGUUGAUCACUUUAAAAAUGGAGUACCAGGUGUGAAAUUCAUGAAUAGAAAAAUUAUAUUAAUGACCAAUUUUAAAAAUCCUUCACUCAUUGAAGAUGACCAAAUGAAUAAGGCUCUCUUUGGAUUAAAAGAAGAAGAAUUUGAAGUUGACAUUAUUGGGCCAAAUAUUUACUCUGAAGAUAAUAAAUAUAUAGAUAUUGAGUAUGCAAGAAACCUUGUGGAAGGCACCAACGGGGCGACAGCAACAUUUGAAUAUACCAUGAGGUACUUAUUGUACCAUAGGAAGAAAGCCACAAAUCCUAUUCCAUGGAAUGUUGACUUAAGUAUUGGUCCAAACAUCAAAAUACCACUAUCUGUUUACAUCAAGCUAAAAGAUGAGCCUGUUGUAAAAAAUUGGUUAAAGUGUGUAAAAGAUCCUAUUACCAAUACAGCAAGCACUACAGAAGGUAUAUUGAAGAAUAAAAUCUAUAUUAACUCUGAAAACAAAAGUGUUAUUGAUGAUUCAUCUAAUGUUAUAAAGGGAUAUAGUUAUGGCCAACAAAUCAUUCCAUUCUCUGAUUGUGACAAAAGCAUGCUUUAUGAGCCAGGUCAAAAAUCAUUGAAUGUAUAUGGUUUUACUGCUGCUAAUAAUGUUACCUGGCAAUGUUUAAAUGGUGAUGGUCUAUUCUAUGUAUUUGGCCAAAAAGGUGAUAAAAAAGCCCAAUUUGCUGUUAAAUGUUUAGCUGAAUGUCUGCAUGAAUUAAAUCUCAUUGGAAUUGUAAGAAGAGUUUACAACAAUGGAAAUGCACCAAAAAUGUUUGCUCUUAUGCCUAUCAUUGAUGCUAACUAUGUAUGUCUAUCCAUGGCUGAAAUAUGUUAUAAAGAAAAUUUAAAAAAUAUAACAUUUCCUGUAACUAAUAUUAAGAAGUUUUCAAUUAAUGAUGAACAAGUACUAGCCUUUAAAAAUUUAAUAAAGUCUAUGGAUUUAACUAAAGCUUAUGAGGAAUCAGAAUUUGAUGACACUGAAGCAUUUCCAAUUGGAGAAACUGUGAGCCCAUCAGCUCAAUAUGUUCUUGAUUGCAUUGCAUAUAGGGCAAUGAACCCAGGUAAACCUUUGCCCUCUGUGAGAGAUGAUAUAAAUAUGCUUUCUCAAAUACCUCCACUAAUAAAAAAAAGGUCGAGAGAACCAUUGGAGAAAAUUAAAAAACUUUUUGAUUUAAAGAAAGUUGAACCGAAAACAAAAAAGAAAUCAUUACCAAUGGAUGAAGAUGAUCAACAAAAUAUUGACAACAAUAAUGAUAUUAUGGAUAUAGAUGAAAUGCCAAAAAUUAAUAUAAAUCAUCUAGAUAAAUCUAUCCAUGAUAUUAAAAAGGUUGGUACAAUAGAUCCACUUGGAGAUUUUAAUAUCUUAAUCAGACAUGGCAAGCCUUUUAUUGAAUUAGCAAAAGAAAUGACUCAAGCCAUUGAGAGUAUAAUAUAUACCAAUUUUGAUAAUAACUAUGAUAAGGCAUUUGAAGCAAUGGCUCAUUUUAGAGACAAGUGUGUCGAACUUGACCCAACAGAAUAUAAUAGUUGGCUGAGGAAUUUUAAAAUGGAACUCAAUUUGAGGAAAAAUGAUAUUGUUUUAAAUUUGAUAACAAAUAAAAAAGUAGGAUAUAUUCUGAAAAAUGAAAAUGAAGAAAGUAUGUACGAGAAAGAUGAUGCAGAAAGUGAAUUAUAUGAAAAUGACACUGUACCAGAGCUAACAGAAGUUAGUAUUAGUUCUCAAGUUAAUAAUAUGUUUGAUGAUAUUUAAAGCUGUGUUUAUUUAUUUCAUACUGUUAAUAUGAUGUUAAGUUAUGUUAUGUGAUUAAAAAUGAUAUUUGCCUA